Perkinsus marinus ATCC 50983 is the source of this 1301-nucleotide messenger RNA. RefSeq names its product Lysyl-tRNA synthetase, putative. Lineage: Eukaryota; Perkinsozoa; Perkinsida; Perkinsidae. The record is from RefSeq and is a predicted model, not a curated record. Gene Ontology annotation, cellular component: cytosol. Gene Ontology annotation, biological process: lysyl-tRNA aminoacylation. Bases 1 to 1167 code for a protein of 388 amino acids. Gene Ontology annotation, molecular function: tRNA binding; lysine-tRNA ligase activity; ATP binding. The transcript has 13 exons.
AUGACUACUCCUGCUGAGGAUUCCACUGCUGCCACCGCGGCACCAGUCGCCAACGAGUCGACUGAGACUCCCCAAAAGCUCCCCGCCCACGAACGUAAGCGUUUGGCCCGUGAGGCUAAGGCCGCCGCGGCUGCUGCCAAGAAGGCCGAACGCGAGGCUAAGAUGGCCGCGCAGAAGGCCGCCAAGGUUGAUAAGGUCAGCGAUGAGGAUUUGGAUCCCACCCAGUACCGGAAUAACCGUUUGGCUGAGCUCGACACCAUCCGAGCCUCUGGUCGAGAAGCAUACCCCCACAAGUGGCCAGUCGAUUCUACUGUGGCUGAAGUUACUCAGAAGUACACAGACCUCGAGGCUGGUCAGCAUACCGCCGAUGUUGUGUGCUUGGCUGGUCGCGCCAUGUCCAAGCGUGAGAGCGGCAAGCAUAUGUUCUAUAUGGCCUAUGCUGAUUACAACGAUCUCAUGAACAUGACCGAGGAAAUGAUCUCUGGAAUGGUUAAGUCCAUCUUUGGCACCUACAAGGUCACCUUCCAUCCUGAAGGCCCUGAGGGUCCUGCCAAGGAGAUUGACUUCUCUCCCCCAUGGAAGAGAGUCUCCAUGGUUGAAGAGAUCGAGCGUCAAUCCGGUGUAUCGCUUAAUCAUGAUUUCGCCGCUGAGGAGGCUCGUCAGCAGCUGGACGAGCUGGCUACCAAGUUUGAUGUGGAAUGCCCUGCUCCCAGGACUUCUGCUCGUCUUCUCGACAAGCUCUGUGGCUUCUUCAUUGAGGACAAGAUAGUGAGUCCCACUUUCGUCACAGAGCAUCCCCAGAUCAUGUCCCCUCUAGCCAAGUGGCACCGCUCCAAGCCCGGCCUCACUGAGAGGUUUGAGGGUUUCGUAAUGGGUAAGGAGAUAUGCAAUGCAUAUACGGAGUUGAACGACCCUGUAAAGCAGCUCGCUUGCUUCACCGCCCAGGCCCAGGCUAAGGCUGCGGGAGAUGACGAGGCGUGUGAUGUUGAUAACGGCUUCGUUACAGCGUUGGAGUAUGGUCUUCCCCCCACCGGUGGCUGGGGUCUCGGUGUGGAUAGGCUCUGCAUGUUCCUCACUGAUAACAUCAACAUCAAGGAGGUUAUCCUCUAUCCCGCUAUGAAGCCUAUCGUGAACAAGCCUGCUGAGGAUGAGCAGAAGGAGGAGUAAUAAGAAGCAUGUUUAUAGCGAUUCACAGUACUACGUCGAUUGAUAGGCAGAUGGCUGUUAAAGGAAUUUUCUGUCUGUUUCUGUUUUAACAAGACAAUUGAUGCCUCUGUUCGAUAGCCAUACUAUCCACAUUC